Caenorhabditis bovis is the source of this 609-nucleotide messenger RNA. NCBI's taxonomy places the organism in Eukaryota, Metazoa, Nematoda, Chromadorea, Rhabditida, Rhabditidae. The record is from the annotation of a GenBank genome assembly.
AUGCUCAUCAUGCGUCCGAUGCACAUGAUUCCGAUUGUCAUUAUGACUUUGAUGUACUCUAGUGCUGCUAAUCAUCGUCCCACUCCAGACUCCAAGCACACUGUUCUCUGUCCAAUCUGUGUGGAUCGCCUUUUUCACGAAAAGGAGCUUGAGAAUUAUUCGACCACCUAUGAAAUCCCGAAAGUAUUCUUCCCUUGCGACGCCCCUUCUCUCAAUAAAUUCGGAUAUGCAACUGUUAUGACUUGCGUUCAUUCGUGUAUUGAGUUUGCGGUCUAUGAUAAAUAUGCUCCAAGCAGAGUUUUAGCUCGCACUCUCGGUUGCAGCACGUUCGAGGCCAUUAGCUUCACUGAAAAGAGCAAUGAACCAACAACUGUCGUCUACAGUAUUCCCAAUGGAAACACAACAGAGAUUGGAAAUUAUCGCAUUGUUGUGAGACAUCACCCAAAGAACGUAUACGUCGACAUCACUGGAGUUAAAACGCCUUAUGCUGACGAUAAAGACAAGAAAUUGCCAGCCGAAAGUUACUCCAGAUACAUCUACAUUGUCACCAUUUUGCUCAUGUUCUACCGAGUGAUUGAAGACUUUCAGAGGCGCUAUCGCAAUAUGUAA